CAAAUCUAGCUUACUUCUGUCAGCCCCAUCAACGCUUGGAGCACAGCUCUUCCCUGGGUCUCUCUGCAUAGGGUGGUUCUCUGCUAAGGUUACACAAGGUCUGAGCCAGAAGAGAAGAGUACGGAGCAGAGCCGCAGAGCCAUGAAUAUUAUCUUGGAUCUCCUCCUGCUUCUGCUCACCAUCAUCUACUCCUACUUGGAGGCAUUGGUGAAGGUUUUCUUUCCCCGAAAGAGAAAGUCUGUGGCUGGAGAGACUGUUCUCAUUACAGGAGCGGGGCAUGGAAUAGGCAGGUGGACUGCCUACGAAUUUGCAAAACAGAAGAGCAGACUGGUUUUGUGGGAUAUUAAUAAGCACGGUGUUGAGGAAACGGCAGCCGAAUGCAGAAAACUGGGAGCCACUGUGCAUACAUUUGUGGUGGACUGCGGUAACCGCGAAGACAUUUAUAACUCCGUAAAGCAGGUGAAGAAAGAAGUGGGAGAUGUAACCAUCCUGGUGAAUAAUGCUGGGACAAUAUAUCCAGCUGACCUUCUUAGUACCAAGGAUGAAGAGAUUACCAAAACCUUUGAGAUCAACAUCCUAGGACAUUUUUGGAUCACAAAAGCACUUCUUCCAUCCAUGAUAAAGAGAAAUCAUGGCCACAUUGUCACAGUGGCUUCAGUGUGUGGCCAUGGAGUGAUUCCUUAUCUUAUUCCAUAUUGUUCCAGCAAAUUUGCUGCUGUUGGCUUCCACAGAGCUCUGACAUUAGAACUGCAAACCUUGGGAAUAACUGGGAUCAAAACCUCGUGUCUCUGCCCAGUUUUUGUGAACACCGGGUUCACCAAAAACCCAAGCACAAGACUGUGGCCUAUUUUGGAGACAGAUACAGUUGCAAGAAGCUUGAUAGAUGGAAUUCUUACCAAUAAGAAGAUGAUUUUCGUUCCAUCAUAUUACAAUAUCUAUUUAAUACUAGACAAAUUUCUUCCUGAACGUGCCUUGGCAGCUCUAAAUCAUUUACAGAACAUUCAAUUUGAAGCAGUGAUUGGCCACAAAACCAGAAUGAAAUGAAUAAUUAAGGUCCCACCAGAGAUGUAUGCACCUUAAUGAUGUAAAUCUAAGUUUAGGAUCAAUGCUUCAAAGCUUUACUUCACAUUUUUCAAUACUGUUAAUACUAAAAAACAUUGGUUUAACAUUAGCAGCAAAUGAACAAGACUAAUUACCUUUCUCAAGAAUAUUAAUGUAGUUUUAACAGUCACAUCCAUUUUUCAUUCCAUGCCUCUUAAAACUUCUGUGGUUACAUAAACAUAUUCAAAAGGCCACUUUUCUUUAAGACAUUUUAUUUCUUUUCUUUCUGCUUAGAGGAGAACAAAGCUACCUCCCUGAGAAUAAAUACAAAAAGAAUUUAUUCCACAGGGAAGGUCGAAGGCCGAAGGCCUUGUCAACAGGUACAUGGUGUGAGCUAACAGUUAGAGAUGUUUAAGCAGGCAGCUAGGCUCCAAAGGACAAAGAGUUUACUUCUAUGAAAUCCAACAUUUGGAAGCUUUCUCUAGCUUCUCCCUUUUCAUUAGGCCAAAACAGUGCAACAGUAUUCUGUAGUUUCUUGAUUCUGUCCUUUGUAUAGCUCUUAUAUCCAAAAGAGUGGACCCUCCAGACUUUCUGCCCUUUUUAUAACCUCUCAAAAUACUAUAACAUUACAAAAGGUGAACCUCUCUUGAAUCUCAGAAUAUCUGCAAUUUUAACCCCAUAACCUCUUUCUUUGUAGCUUUUGCUUUCACAUAUCAUUGGUACCAGAGAUGUUGAGAGAGUUUUGAGUGUCAAAAAUGAAAGCUAACACAGAAAAAAGGAAUUAGUCUGACUACCUAAUACUAGACAAUGGAUCUAACAGAUGAAAAAGAGUGAUCUCUUUUUUUAAUAGAAAAAAUAAUCUGAUUCCUGCUACAUCAAGACUAAUCUUGUUUUUGUGGUUUUCUCCUAUAUCAUAGACUGCUUUCACAUCAACUUGCUGCCUGUUUUUAUUAAAAAUAAAUGAUUAAAAACAAAUCAUUAAUAAAAAUUUCUUAAAUGAUAAAUAUGUUGUGCUUUUAAAAAAUAACCUCUUGUGUUUAUGAAACAGAGCUUCAAUGAAUCUCCUUCAGGAAGCAAAGAUCUGGAUGGUAAUAAGGGGUCCUGAGGUUCUCUCAACUUUGGCUUCUUUGACAGUAGGAGUGUUGGUUUAUCAAAUGACUUACUAAGUCCUUUCCAUGUGUGGCACUGAGCACAAUACUAUUGUCUUGAGAUUUUUUUUUCCUAGCUACUUUGGCAAUCAUUUUUGUUCAUGAUUACAUUUUAAUUCCUUGCUUUAAAACCCAGAACUGUAUAAGUGAACCUUAAAAUGUGUUCUCUUAAAAGUGUGAUUACAAAACUUCAAAAGAGAAAUAUGUGAAGUAGAAAAUAUGAGCCUACCCCCCACAAUCCCAUUCCCCAGAGGUUGAGCUAUUAAUGCACAGUCUUCUGAUCAUUUUCUAAUGCAUAUAUAAACAUAUAUAUGAUAAAUAUAUUGCAUUCUCUUAUUGUAUGUGUUACAUAAUAUGUUGAUAACAUGCAUUAUUGUCUGUAACUUGUUUAUUUACCUUACCAAUGUAUCACAAACAGCCUUUUCUUUCAGUAGAGUUUAACUUAUCCUUCUACUUGGGCUCACAGUACUAAAUGAUA
This is a messenger RNA of Nyctereutes procyonoides (raccoon dog), 2667 nucleotides long. RefSeq names its product hydroxysteroid 17-beta dehydrogenase 13 (gene HSD17B13). The record is from RefSeq and is a predicted model, not a curated record. Gene Ontology annotation, molecular function: oxidoreductase activity, acting on the CH-OH group of donors, NAD or NADP as acceptor. The transcript is spliced from 7 exons. The coding region runs from base 142 to 1044 and encodes 300 amino acids. NCBI's taxonomy places the organism in Eukaryota, Metazoa, Chordata, Mammalia, Carnivora, Canidae. Gene Ontology annotation, cellular component: lipid droplet.